UUUAAAGCUGAGUUCACAAGAAUGACAGUCUCAAGAAUGUGCACUUUGGCUUGGGAUGGCCCUCCUGGCCUCAGAGUGUCCGCUGAUCGUGGUGAAGCCAGAUGGUGUCCAGCAGUGGCUUGUGGGGGAGGUGAUGGAGAUGAAGAUGCUUCAGGUGCCUGAGAGUGUCAUUGCUGAGCAUUAUCAGGACCUGCAGGAGAAGCACUUCUCCCCGACCCUCCUCAGCUACAUGAGCUCUGGACCCAUGGUGGCCACGGUCUGCACAUCAAGGGCUAUGAUAAUGGCCACCGACUCCUAUGAAGCUGCCCCCAGGACCAUCUGGGGGGACGUUAGUGCCCACAUCAGCAGGAAUGUCAUCCAUGCCAGCGAUUCCAUUGAGGGGGCCAUUUAAACCAAGUUUUCUGGCCACCAGGUG
Molecule: messenger RNA, 415 nt
Organism: Ochotona curzoniae (black-lipped pika)
Lineage: Eukaryota; Metazoa; Chordata; Mammalia; Lagomorpha; Ochotonidae
Product: nucleoside diphosphate kinase, mitochondrial-like
Exons: 1
Coding region: 56-391 (111 amino acids)
Molecular function (GO): nucleoside diphosphate kinase activity
Source: RefSeq, a predicted model, not a curated record